AUGUCUAAUGCAGUUUUUAAACAGAUAUGGAUUGUGUCAGGAGUACUCCUCACGAUGGUGGAAGUGGGCACAUUCUUGGGAUUCACCACCUGUCUACUGCCAGCGCUUAAGGAUCCUGACUCACCUAUUAAAGCCACAUUGGAAGAAUCCUCAUGGAUAGCUGCAUCCUUCAGCCUAGCCUGGAUACCAGGCUUCCUUUCAUCAUCGUACUAUAUGGAUCGCUUCGGGAGAAAAAUGGGCUUUAUCCUGGACAUCAUUCCAGGAGCUUUAGGCCUCAUCGUCAUGUACUUCUCCACAAACGUCGCCUGCUUGCUCGCUGCAAGAGUUCUGCAAGGUAUCACAGCGGGAUCCACAACGAUAUUAGGCGCUAUAGUUAUAGGAGAAUACUCCAGUCCUGUUCAUAGAGGGAUGUUUUUAAAUCUGAAGACUGCGGCCCUCUACGUGGGCAGUACUUUAGUCCACAUCCUAGGACACUACUUUCACUGGAGGACAGUAGCAGCUAUAACUUUAAUUCCAUACUUAUUGGCAUUUGCCAUGGUCUGCACAUGGCCAGAAAGUCCGUCCUGGUUGGCUUCUAAUAAAAGAUUUGACAGAAGUAGAACGGUCUUCUACAGACUGAGGGGCAAGACGGAACAGUCAGAAAAAGAGCUGACAGAAAUGAUCGAAGCUCAGCAAGAACGACAGCCAACAGAAGAGUUGAGUGCCUACCAGAAAUUGGCACAUUUCUGCCAGAAAUUUGGCAAAAGAGACUUCGUGAUGCCUGUCUUGAAUUAUUUGUUUGCAGCGAUUUUAUUGGAGACGACUGGUAGACAUAUUUUCCCAGCGUACGCUGUUCAGAUAAUAUCAGAAAUAUCAGGAAACUCAGGGUCCAUUUAUUACACUUUUGCCUUAGAUGUUAUAGUAGCCGUUAGUGCUACAUUUUCAUCUUAUUUGAUUAAGAUUAUGAAAAGGCGGACUUUAUUGUUUACAACUGGGUUUGCAGCAGUUGUGGUCCUUAAGGCCGCGUGUGGUUACUUAUACUUGGCUUCUAAGGACCUGAUACCUAAUGCGCCUAGAGUACCAUUGUCUCUAUUCGCUUUGUAUUUUGCCAUAGUUAAUUUCGCCUGUGCGCCAAUACCUUUGGCUUUGGUGGGGGAGAUAUUUCCUCUAGAACAUAGAGCAGCGGGAACCACAAUUGCUGGUAUAUUAAUUUCUGUAACUAGUAUCGUUACGUUAAAAACUACACCAUUCUUGUUAGAGACCUUUAAAGUGUAUGGUACAUUUACAAUAUUAGGAAUAGUUAUGGCUAUUUCUUUAGUAUUUUUGUACUUUAUGUUGCCAGAAACUAAGGAUAGGACGCUGCAAGAGAUCGAAUACUUUUUUAAUCAUGGUCGGUUUAGAGAAGAUGAAACUAGAAAUAGGAAAGGUGAUCAAGAGUUAGUUCAAAUGAUUCCUUGA
Molecule: messenger RNA, 1437 nt
Organism: Spodoptera littoralis (African cotton leafworm)
Lineage: Eukaryota; Metazoa; Arthropoda; Insecta; Lepidoptera; Noctuidae
Source: the annotation of a GenBank genome assembly